GCUGUUGCGGCUCUCCGCUUCUGCUCGUGAUUCCUGCCAAUGCCCUUCCCCGCUUGUGUUGUUCCGUGUGCUGUCUCAAAAGUGUCGUGUUCCUUCGCCUAAGUGUUUUUAUAGAGUCGCGAAAUCAGUGCGUAGGUUUGUAGAGUUUUUUAAAGCUUUGUAAUGGCUGGAAAACGAGACCACUGCGACAUGGAAGCCCUGAAGAGGGUGCUGAACGGGUCGUGGGAUGGAAACGCCGUCCAGUUCUUGCAGAAGUACGAAAUCGAACGAACGGCCAUGUCAAACCCACUGCUACAAAGACUGGAAAUUUCAGACAAGUCCGUCAUCCUGGUCCAACGCUAUCAGUCUCGGAAGAUGUCCCGGUCCAAGUCGACAUCUUCAUCGUUAUUCAUCGACGACACAUCCGACAAUGAGUGUGAACUGGAACUCUCUGGAUGUCCUUUAGAGUGGCCAAUGGAACCGCAGAGCUUUUCACUUAUUGAAUCUCCGUCGUAUGAUGAUUCGAGCAAGAAUUCGGGAUCCCCCUGCAAAAACAAGUUGAAGGCUCUGCCUGCGGAUGAAGGAAGGACGCUCCUGAAUGCGAUAGUGAACAUGCUGCAGAGCUACAAGGCAGACAUUGACCCAGUGUGGGUGGUCUGCGAUGGCACUGAUCCUCAGUACACGGCGUAUCUGGGAUACUUUGUCGAAGGAGCCUUUGGAACAAAUGUCACAGUCUCCUGCCGGGGUCCAAUUGAAAACAAGGAAGACUUGCCAAGCUUUGGCUGCAUCCAGAGGAAACACUUCUGGGGAUUGCACCAGUCACACACUCACACGAUUACGCAAGUGGAUGCGAAGUACGACGUCUUGCGCCACUACGACCCCUCACAGCAAAGCAGCCGUGAGGACAUCAUGGUCCUUGAUUGCUCCUGGCAAAAGGCUGCUGUGCUACAGCAACCACCAAGUGCUGAUGCAGCCUGCCAUUUGAAUGUCCAAAUCUUGCCUGGAAAUGAGCGCAGUCCUGCACGAUCUGUGUUUAAAGAAAUGAGAUUUGUCAAGCAACUUGUCGAAUGCCUGACCUCGGGAGCAGUGGCGUGGGCACCAGAUCUUAAUGGGCCAACCCUCAUUGACAAGGUGAAAACGCUGCUGCAAGGCUCCCGGAAGGGCAGUUAUCGAGGAAAGUCGGAAACGCCAUUUGCAGACGUCGGCUGGAAUUCAUCGGACUUUGACCUGUACAUAGAGACAGUGGUCAUGAGCAAGCGGCAGCCCGUGGAUUUCACCGACGAGAUGUGGAAUGCUAUGUCAGGCUGUGGAACAUACCAGGAGCUCAGGGAAGGCUUCAGCAUGAUAUUUCGCGCUGUGCAAGCUGGGGAGAUCAAGCCAUUGAUCGUUCCCAAGAAUGGAACCAAGGUGGGUGCGUACCUGCGAAACAUGAGCCCGCAUUUCCGGCCGGAGUGCACCAUGGAGGGGCUGAUGCCGGUGCGCAUGCUGACUGAGAUCGGUCUCCAGAAACUCCAGCGAGACUUUGUCAAUAUUUUUGUUGGUCUGGAGCUGGCCAGUCAGGAGCAGCUGGUGCCUUUCCUUGUGUGCCCGACUCUUACGAACGAGGCCCUCGGCGAGCUGUGGAAGCUGCAAGCGGUCCUGGACAUGAUUAUGCUGUGCAAGACCUACCUGCACCUCCCCAUUCACUACCUGAGCGGGUAUACCAGGGAAGCCCUGAAAUACUUCAGUAACUGUGAACGUGGCAAGUACAUCCACAAGUUCAGGUUCCCCCUGAAGGUUCCCCUUGUUCGUGUGGUGCUAGAAAAUGUCUCCCCCAUGGAGUGGACUGCAUCCAUCAAGAGCCGACAGGGGACCCACACGGCCCACACCAUUGUGCACAUCAGCACCACAGCUCCUUUCGAUCACCUGCUCACUGAGAAGCAGUGCACGAUGCCCCACCACCUGAGGGACUCAGACUACUACUGCACCAUCAUUUCCAGCACACAAGACAAACUGAGAUUCUGAGACAACUGUCGUUCGGAUCAUUCCCAUGGUCCGAACAAGUUUGACGAUGACAGCGACUGUGAAAAGCUCUAUGGAGAUGGCAGCCUCAGUGCUAUGGCAGCCGCGCAGCUACUUCUCUGGAAGCUCCUCAAGCUCAUCAUUGACCAUUCCAAAAGCUUGGCACAGUUUUGGUAAAACCCGUGCCACCAGCCGCAACAGCCAGUGCUUGUGCAGUGGUAAACAGUGCAUUCCUUGUGCACUUCAGGCUUGCUAUAACUGCGAGGCACCUCACGCAGCCUUCUUCACUACAUUUAUAUUUGCUCAGAUUUCGUGCACCACUGACUGUUUGAGAAACGGUGCAGCAGUCCAGUAUUGUGGUUGCUAGACCUGUAUUUUCUAAUUGCUAACACGUUUUCUUACAUUACACUUUGCCUAAGUUUUAAAGAAGCCCUAAAACAACUGCUAAACUGAUUCUAAAAGACAAGGCGUGCAAACACGGAUACAAAAUGAAGUCAAGACACCACAAACUUGACUCCCACUCACUGGACUUGACUUCUUUUUUUUGGGUCUGUGUUGGCAUAUGCUCUCUCUCUUUAGAAUAAAAUACUUACCAGCAACUCACUCAGCUUUCUGAAAUUAUAAACUUUCGAACACAUUAAUAAUAUGUUUCCAAACUGUAGUCAGUUCCUCUGUGAACAUGCCUGCAGAAAAGAAUUUAAAGUUUUGUGUCAGAAAUUACCUAAAUUGCUUUCUCUCUCGCUUGUGAUGUCAUUACCAUGGGCGUGCGUAAGGUUCCCUAUCAGAAGGGGCAAACGUUCAUUGCAGCGAACAUUUGCCCCUGCCCUCUCCCCCAGGUAACUUAUCCCCUCCAUAUGCAUGCCUGUGGUCAUUACCAGAUAUGCACUGAGCUAGAGCAAGCAGACACAAAAGGUGAUGGCGUGUAUCUUGGUUUGGAAAAUAUUCUCAGGAACAGUACUGUUGCCAAUCUUCAGUUAAUCAAAACUAAGCAUGCCUUAGUUUAUAGAGACUGAGGGCAUAUUACCUACAGUGAAA
Messenger RNA from Rhipicephalus microplus (southern cattle tick), 3015 nucleotides. RefSeq names its product zwilch kinetochore protein (gene Zwilch). NCBI's taxonomy places the organism in Eukaryota, Metazoa, Arthropoda, Arachnida, Ixodida, Ixodidae. Gene Ontology annotation, cellular component: RZZ complex. The record is from RefSeq and is a predicted model, not a curated record. Gene Ontology annotation, biological process: protein localization to kinetochore; mitotic spindle assembly checkpoint signaling.